Triticum turgidum subsp. durum (durum wheat) is the source of this 825-nucleotide messenger RNA. The record is from the annotation of a GenBank genome assembly. Lineage: Eukaryota; Viridiplantae; Streptophyta; Magnoliopsida; Poales; Poaceae.
AUGGAUCAAAGUGCCUACUCACUUGCUUCAGAAUCAAGCAAACUUCUUGCUUCAAAAAUGAAUCGAAGUGUUGUCUCACUUGCUUCAUUCAAUGGAUUUGCAAAAAAGUUUUCUUGCUCAGGUGUAUUUAUAAAGGGCGAAGCAUGCUCUGCAACAAUUCUGACUUCAGCAAGUUUGUUCAGAGUUCCUGGCAGUUCACACAGGAUCGAUGAUAACUUGAGGAUUGAAGUUUGCCUUCCAAACCAAUUUCGAGUUGUAGGGAUAUUGAGCUGUUAUAAUUUACACUACAAUGUUGCUCUUGUUGACAUCAUGGGAUUCUGGCGUCCUCGUAUAAUAAAAAUCCAUGGGCAUCCAGUUACCUCAUCUAUGGACGUAAUAGCUGUGGGUAGUCUUUUUGCGUGUCGCAAACUAAUGGCUGUUGAGGGGAAGGUGUUGAUUGGCAAACAAAGCAAACUUGAUUGCAAAGAACUAUGUGUCUCCACCUGUAAAAUCACCAAGGGGGGGCCUCUUAUUGACAAUGAUGGGAAUUUUGUUCGAAUGAACUUUUAUGAUGAGGAAGAAACUCCAUUCCUGCCGAGGGACGUUAUUCACCGCCUCUUAUUGAACUUAAAUAAAAAACGGACUAGUGCAGAUGGUACUAUUGUUGAGGGUGUUGAAAAUAGAUGGUUGUUGCCUGGCGGGACACACAGGAACACUGAAACUGUUGCACCGAUUGAUGGAAACAAAUGGCCGUUGCCUGCGCCACGCUACGUUGGUCGUAGAGCCAACCCUUUGCCACGUCACAAAUGGCCUCUGCCUCGUGGCCGAAAGCCUCUACCUAUGUGA